AUGGCGAGACACGAGCUUGUUGAUAAAGAUGCCAGAAUGCAAAACAAUGCGCAGGAACAAUGCAGAAUAUUUUUUUUCGUGUUUCAAACAAAAAAAGAAGUCAAGGAGUAUCAACCACACCAUCCUAUUGUCGACGAUCUCUUUUAUUGUGGUUUUGUUACCAUUUUAUUUACAUUGUGGAGAAUGUUUCAGGAUUUUGCUUGUGAGACUUGUUCAUCUCGUUCUCGGAAUAUUAAGCGCGAAAAUGAAACGAGCGAUUUAGUAUUUUGA
This is a messenger RNA of Clunio marinus, 270 nucleotides long. The record is from the annotation of a GenBank genome assembly. NCBI's taxonomy places the organism in Eukaryota, Metazoa, Arthropoda, Insecta, Diptera, Chironomidae.